Messenger RNA from Spinacia oleracea (spinach), 1622 nucleotides. RefSeq lists its product as uncharacterized. The transcript is spliced from 5 exons. Bases 335 to 1402 code for a protein of 355 amino acids. NCBI's taxonomy places the organism in Eukaryota, Viridiplantae, Streptophyta, Magnoliopsida, Caryophyllales, Amaranthaceae. Gene Ontology annotation, cellular component: cytoplasm. The record is from RefSeq and is a predicted model, not a curated record. Gene Ontology annotation, molecular function: flavin adenine dinucleotide binding; electron-transferring-flavoprotein dehydrogenase activity.
AUAGAAGUUUUUAGAAACAUUUGCUAAUUCUGAUGUUCUGUAACAGAUAGACACGCCAUCCUCGACGUCAGCAGCUGCUUCCAGUUUCAGAACCAACUCCCUCCUUUCCUUUCACAGUUUCACCAUUCUUCAUUCAUUUUUAUAAAAAGGCAAUUAGUUUACCUCAAAAUAAAUCAAAAUCAAAAUCAAAAUCAAAAUCAAAAUUUUAUUAAAACCCUUCAUUUUUAUUUAAUUCAACCAUCUUCUAUAAUUUUCCACGAUUCAGCGAACAACAAUCAAUUUGAUUUAUCGAGAUUAACGGUCGAAAGUCGAAACAGUAUCUUAUUCAAAGGAAAUGCAUUCGAAAUCGCCGAAAAAUGUGGUAGUGGUGGGAGGAGGAAUUGCUGGUGCUCUUGUUGCUAAGCAUCUUCAGAAUCAUGCCCACGUCACUUUAAUAGAUCCAAAGGAGUAUUUUGAGAUCAUAUGGGCUUCCAUGAGAUCAAUGGUGGAUCAAUCAUUUGCUGAAAGGUCUACAGUAGACUACAGUGAAUUUCUGCCACAAGUGAAGUUAAUUACUUCUUAUGCGGCAAAUAUCACAGAGAGUGAAGUCUUAACUGCAAAGGGUGAUCGUGUUCCAUAUGAUUACCUUGUAAUUGCCACAGGUCACGUGUAUUCUGAUCCUAUCACCAGAACUGAAGGGCUUAUCAAGUACCAAGAAGCAUUUGAUAAGAUAAAAUCUUCAAGUUCAAUAUUGAUCAUUGGAGGUGGGCCUAGUGGUGUAGAGCUUGCUGGUGAAAUAGUGAAUGAGUUUCCUGAUAAGAAAAUUACUCUGGUUCAUCGUGGACCUAGACUGCUUCAGUUUAUUGGGUCCAAGGCAUCACAGAAGGGUUUGGAGUGGUUGACCUCAAAGAAAGUUGAAGUGAUCCUUAACCAAUCUGUCAAUUUGACACCAACUUUAGAAGGUGUUUAUCAAACUUCUGGUGGAGAGACAAUAGUUGCUGAUCAUUAUAUCAACUGCACUGGGAUUCAGUCAGGGUCUUCAUGGCUCAAGGAUACAAUAGUAAUGAACAAUUUGGAUAUGCAUGGGAAAUUGAUUGUUGAUAAGCACUUGAGGGUCGAUGGUCAUAGAAACAUCUUUGCUAUUGGUGAUAUUACAAAUCUUCCAGAACUAAAACAAGGUUAUUUGGCUAUGAGACAUGCUGACUUAACUGCAAAGAAUAUGAAGUUGUUGCUUGUAGGAGGAACCGAGGAGAAAAUGGCCGUUUACAAGCCUGGUCGAUCUAUAGCAUUUGUUUCACUGGGAAAGAAAGAUGCUGUUGCAGAAAUCAAUGGCUUUACUAUGAGUGGUUGUUUUCCUGGAUUGAUUAAAUCAGGAGAUUUGUUUGUGGGGAAAACAAGGAAGACAUAUGGGUUACAGUCUUAACCCUGAAAAUGCUAACAAAUAGGUAUGUGCCGGAAGGGGAUUUCAUUGCAUAUACUACGAGCUAUUCUGUAGUUGGGACUUGGGAGGUUGCUUCAAUUGAAUAUGUUCUAAGAGACUAAUUAUCAAGUUUGGUGUUCUAUGAUUUAUGUGAUUAUCAAGUUUGCUGCAAUAAAAUGAUAUUUCUUAAAUUGCAAUAAUUAAUAUGUCAAGUUUGAGGGUU